Mus caroli (Ryukyu mouse) is the source of this 4623-nucleotide messenger RNA. RefSeq names its product tyrosine kinase non receptor 2 (gene Tnk2). NCBI's taxonomy places the organism in Eukaryota, Metazoa, Chordata, Mammalia, Rodentia, Muridae. The record is from RefSeq and is a predicted model, not a curated record. Gene Ontology annotation, biological process: negative regulation of epidermal growth factor receptor signaling pathway; signal transduction; regulation of keratinocyte differentiation. Gene Ontology annotation, molecular function: protein binding; protein serine/threonine/tyrosine kinase activity; protein tyrosine kinase activity.
CGCGGCGAGGCCCGUGCCGGGGUGCAGGAGCGCGGGGAGGGCAGCCCACGCAGGCUUCUGCGGCAGCCAGAGGAGCUGCCCGAGUUGGCGCACGGCCCCUGCCCGCGCACGGAGGAGCUCGAAAGUUCGGACGAGCGCAGCUGGGAGAGCUGCAGGCAUCUGGGCGGGGAAGCGGUGGUCCUUGGAGCAUCCCUAGCGAGUGGGGACAGACUCGAGCUGCUGGGGAGAGCCAGGCCUGUAGGGCCCCGGGGGCCUGAAGGAGAGGGGCGCCUGGGGGUGCAGGAAGCAAAUUGGCUGCCCGGGGUGCAAGAGGGCCAGGUAGUGUGGGCUGUUCAGGAGACGUAUCUGAACGGUAAAGGGUCUCCAGCGGGAGAGGGAUUCCAAGGGGGACACAGGACCCGCAGGCGCAGACGACGAAGGAGGUGGUAAUCGGCAAGCUGCCUUCCUUGCUGGCAUCAGGGUUGCUCUAGUGCCAAGAGUAAUGCAGGAAGAUGUAGGGGAUUGGGGAGCAGAAGAGCGCUGUGAACCUGACCUUUGGAAGAUAUUGCUGGAGGGUAGGCACUGGCCUGCAAGAUCCUUUCUGCUACCUCAAGUCUGAGCAUCCUCGAAGCAGUGUCUGCCUGGGGACAGCUGGAAACUCAGAGGCUGGGGAGCAGCAGCAUGCAGCCGGAGGAGGGAACAGGCUGGCUGUUGGAGCUGCUGUCCGAGGUGCAGCUACAACAGUAUUUCCUGAGGCUUCGAGAUGACCUCAACAUUACCCGCCUAUCUCAUUUUGAAUAUGUCAAAAAUGAAGACCUGGAAAAGAUUGGCAUGGGCCGGCCUGGCCAGAGGCGGCUGUGGGAGGCCGUGAAGAGGAGGAAGGCCAUGUGCAAACGCAAGUCAUGGAUGAGCAAGGUGUUCAGUGGAAAGCGGUUGGAGGCCGAGUUCCCUUCCCAGCACUCUCAGAGCACCUUCCGGAAGCCCUCCCCCACCCCAGGGGGCCUGCCAGGGGAGGGGACCCUGCAGAGCCUCACCUGCCUCAUUGGGGAGAAAGACCUACGCCUGCUGGAGAAGCUGGGGGAUGGCUCCUUUGGCGUGGUGCGCAGGGGCGAAUGGGACGCCCCCGCAGGGAAGACGGUGAGUGUGGCCGUCAAGUGCCUGAAGCCUGAUGUGCUGAGCCAGCCAGAGGCCAUGGACGACUUCAUCCGGGAGGUCAAUGCCAUGCAUUCGCUAGACCACCGAAACCUCAUUCGCUUGUAUGGUGUGGUGCUCACACUACCCAUGAAGAUGGUGACAGAGCUGGCACCUCUGGGAUCUUUGUUGGACCGCCUACGUAAACACCAAGGUCAUUUCCUCUUGGGGACGCUGAGUCGCUACGCUGUGCAGGUGGCUGAGGGCAUGGCCUACCUGGAGUCCAAGCGCUUCAUUCACCGGGAUCUGGCUGCUCGAAACCUGCUUUUGGCUACCCGGGACCUGGUCAAGAUUGGGGACUUUGGACUGAUGCGAGCUCUGCCCCAGAAUGAUGACCACUAUGUCAUGCAAGAACACCGCAAGGUGCCCUUUGCCUGGUGUGCCCCUGAGAGCCUGAAGACACGGACUUUCUCCCAUGCCAGUGACACCUGGAUGUUUGGGGUCACACUGUGGGAGAUGUUCACCUAUGGCCAGGAGCCCUGGAUUGGCCUCAAUGGCAGCCAGAUCCUGCAUAAGAUCGACAAGGAAGGGGAGCGCCUGCCCCGGCCGGAGGACUGCCCUCAAGACAUCUACAAUGUCAUGGUCCAGUGCUGGGCCCACAAGCCAGAGGACAGACCCACAUUUGUGGCUCUUCGGGACUUCCUGCUGGAGGCUCAGCCCACUGACAUGCGGGCCCUUCAGGACUUUGAGGAGCCAGAUAAACUGCACAUCCAGAUGAAUGAUGUCAUCACUGUCAUCGAGGGAAGGGCUGAGAACUACUGGUGGCGUGGGCAGAAUACACGGACGCUGUGUGUAGGACCCUUCCCUCGAAAUGUCGUGACCUCCGUGGCUGGCCUGUCAGCCCAGGACAUCAGCCAGCCUCUACAGAAUAGCUUCAUUCACACAGGGCAUGGUGACAGUGACCCCCGCCACUGCUGGGGGUUCCCUGACAGGAUCGAUGAACUGUACCUGGGAAAUCCCAUGGACCCUCCUGACCUGCUGAGUGUGGAACUGAGCACCUCCCGACCCACCCAGCACCUAGGACGGGUGAAAAGGGAGCCUCCACCUCGCCCACCUCAGCCUGCCAUCUUCACUCAGAAGCCAACAUACGACCCCGUGAGUGAGGACCCAGACCCCCUGUCCAGCGACUUCAAGAGGCUUGGCCUGAGGAAGCCAGCCCUGCCUCGAGGGCUGUGGCUGGCAAAGCCCUCAGCCCGAGUGCCAGGCACCAAGGCAGGCCGCAGCAGUGGGGGUGAGCUCACACUCAUCGACUUUGGUGAGGAACCUGUGGUCCCAACCCCACGGCCCUGUGCACCCUCCUUGGCACAGUUGGCCAUGGAUGCCUGCUCCUUGCUGGACAAGACACCACCACAGAGCCCCACACGGGCACUGCCACGCCCUUUACACCCCACACCUGUGGUAGACUGGGACGCGCGUCCGCUGCCCCCGCCCCCUGCCUAUGAUGACGUGGCCCAGGAUGAGGAUGACUUUGAGGUCGGCUCCAUCAACAGCACGCUAGUGGGUGCAGGCCUCCCUGCUGGGCCUAGCCAAGGCGAGACCAAUUACGCCUUUGUACCUGAGCAGGCGCAGAUGCCCCCUGCCCUGGAGGAUAACCUGUUCCUUCCAGCCCAGGGCGGAGGCAAGCCGCCCAGCUCAGUGCAGACUGCAGAGAUUUUCCAGGCACUGCAGCAGGAGUGUAUGCGGCAGCUACAGGUCCCCACUGGCCAGCUGACCCCCUCCCCGACCCCAGGAGGUGAUGACAAGCCCCAGGUGCCACCCCGGGUACCUAUUCCCCCUCGGCCCACGCGUCCACGUGUGGAGCUAUCUCCAGCUCCCUCAGGUGAGGAAGAGACAAGCCGGUGGCCUGGACCUGCCUCGCCCCCCCGGGUGCCUCCCCGGGAACCCCUGUCUCCUCAAGGUUCAAGGACCCCAAGCCCCCUAGUGCCACCUGGCAGCUCUCCACUACUGCAUCGGCUCUCUAGCUCACCUGGAAAGGCCAUGCCCACCACCCAGAGCUUUGCCUCAGACCCUAAGUAUGCCACUCCACAAGUGAUCCAGGCUCCUGGCCCACGGGCGGGCCCCUGCAUCCUGCCCAUUGUCCGCGAUGGCAGGAAGGUCAGCAGCACUCACUACUAUCUGCUGCCUGAGCGCCCUCCUUACCUGGAACGCUAUCAGCGCUUCCUGCGGGAGGCCCAGAGCCCAGAAGAGCCGGCCGCCCUGCCCGUGCCCCCGCUGUUGCCCCCGCCUAGUACUCCAGCCCCUGCUGCCCCCACUGCCACCGUCAGACCUAUGCCUCAGGCUGCCCCAGACCCAAAGGCCAACUUCUCCACCAAUAACAGCAACCCAGGGGCACGGCCGCCAUCCCUGAGGGCCACUGCUCGGCUGCCACAGAGGGGCUGUCCAGGGGACGGGCAAGAGGCUGCUCGGCCAGCAGACAAGGUCCAAAUGCUGCAGGCCAUGGUGCAUGGGGUGACCACAGAGGAGUGCCAGGCUGCCCUGCAGAGCCACAGCUGGAGUGUUCAGAGGGCUGCCCAGUAUCUGAAGGUGGAGCAGCUCUUUGGGCUGGGUCUUCGGCCUCGGGUGGAGUGCCACAAAGUCCUAGAGAUGUUCGACUGGAACCUAGAGCAAGCCGGCUGUCACCUUCUGGGUUCCUGUGGCCCUGCUCACCACAAACGCUGAUGGUUGACUGGAGAGCAGCGGUCUGCCCUAAACGAACCUCUUGAACCUGUCUGUGGGACAAGGGUGGGGGAGCUGCCCUGCCUCAGGCCCGGAGGACCCACAACUGCCUGCGGCUCCCAGGGGACAGUGAGACCCAGGCAGCAGGAGGCUGGGAGCCUCACCUUGCCCACCUCGCUCACCCACCCAGCGCUGUUCUGCACACCUUGGUUCAGCCCUCAGUGCCCCAAGAGGUGGGACGUUCCUAGCCUUGUGAAGGCAAGACAGGAAGCUGCCUGGCAGGCUCUGUGUGACCUGCCUCUGGCUCCAGAUCAAGGCUGGGCAGGUGGCUAGAGUGUGCCCCAGGCUUUCUCCUGGGGGAUUAGACUGACAGGAAGCCAGGCUUGACAUGGACAAGAAGGAUGUGUUGGCCACACAGAAGGGUGAGCCAGCACCCAACAGGCCCUCCUCAGGGCUAGGCCCCUUUCCAGGGAACCCCUGUAGGAGUGUUAGACAGAAUGUGACCUGUAGCUUCACUGUGAACUUGUGGGCUUGGCUGGUCUUAGGAUCUUGUACCUAUAAACAGCCUGAAGUGGCUCAGAAACAGAAAAGGUGCCAGGAUCUUCUCUGGCAGGGACCAGGGCCCAAGGCCCCGGAUGUGGAAGGAGACCCCAGUGGCACCAGUACUUUCCUGUUUGACCUGUUCCUCCCCUGUUGCUAUCUGAUGUGUUCCCAUCAGCCUCUGUUGCCAAAGUCGUGGCCCCAGCUAUGGAUAUCUGCUUCUUCCAGAGAAAUAAAGCUUGUUUCUAUUUUAUGUUA